Molecule: messenger RNA, 954 nt
Organism: Naegleria gruberi
Lineage: Eukaryota; Heterolobosea; Eutetramitea; Acrasida; Naegleriidae
Exons: 1
Coding region: 1-954 (317 amino acids)
Source: RefSeq, a predicted model, not a curated record
AUGAAAAAACAAAUCAUUGCAAUCGCAUUAAUUCUCCUCUUGGCUUCAGUCUUUGUCUUGGCAGGUGACGUUGACAGUACAAGUGAUAGCUCAGAUUCUGUUGCUACCACCAAACCAGCAGAAAUUCCAGUUGGUGAAAAUUCUGAGAAGAAACAAGACGAAAGUUCUAAAAAGGAAAAUCACAAGAGAGACGAAACUAAUGGAAAAGACGACUUUAAGGAAACCAAGUUUGAUGAAGAUAAGAAGAAGGAUUCUGAAGAGAAGAAAUCAGACGAAACUCAUAAGAAAUGCAAACUCGUUUGUGUUAAAUUCAAGACUGAAAAGGGAAAGUGUUUGAAACACGAAAUGAAAGAUCAAGAAAAGGUUUGCAUCAAACACAAGACAGAAGGUGAAGGUACAUGUUUAGAAUACAAGCAUUCCAAAAGUUGUGAAAAGUAUUCGAAACCAACCAAGAAAUGUAUCAAGCACAAGAGCGAGAAAGUUUGUCAAAAGAAGAAAACUGAAAAGGUCUGCGAUGAAUAUACCACCAAAAAAGUUUGUACUCGUCAUGCUACUGAAUGCGACCAAUACACCACCAAGAAGAAAUGCGAAACAGUUUCGUCCACAGAUUCGUAUUCCAAAAGUGGAAAAUCUUGUAAGAAUGUCAAAGUUUGUGCAAAGGAAAAGAAGGUCUGCAAGCACUACAAGAAGGAACAAGUUUGUAAGAAACAUAAGAAAGUUUCCAAAUGUAUCAAAUUCAAGACUGAGAAGAAAUGCAUCAAGCACGAGCAAACCAAGAAGAAAUGUUUAAAGUUUAAGAAAUUGAAGAAAUGUAUUAGAAAGUCAAAGGGAAAGAAGGUUUGCAUCAAGCAUAAACUUGUCGGUGGUAAGAAGGUCUGUAAGGAAUAUGAAAAGAAGAAAGUUUGUGAAAAGAAAGCUUGUGAAAAGAAGGAAGCAGAUUCCUAUUUAAUGUAG